Pomacea canaliculata is the source of this 4576-nucleotide messenger RNA. RefSeq names its product UPF0472 protein C16orf72 homolog. The coding region runs from base 137 to 925 and encodes 262 amino acids. The transcript is spliced from 4 exons. NCBI's taxonomy places the organism in Eukaryota, Metazoa, Mollusca, Gastropoda, Architaenioglossa, Ampullariidae. The record is from RefSeq and is a predicted model, not a curated record.
UGCACUUGCGCAUGCGUUUUCUAUCAGUUCCGUUAAGGCUUAAUAAUUUGCGCAGUGUUGUUGUUUAUAUAACAUAACUUUGCUGAAAAGAUACUGUCAGAAAAGAACGCAUGUUGUAAACUCGUGUCAGAGCGAAAUGAAUGAAGACGAGAGUCAAAGUGACGAAGCACAAUACGAACAUUGGAUGGGAAAAUUUGAAGCAGAAUGCUUUCAACAACUGGAAUCCGAGGACAACAUGGAAGAACGACUCGAGUCGGAAAGAGAGCUUGCUGUUCAGCAGCUGUGGAUAACUUUUCAAAACUCAGCUACGGCAAUAGCUCAGCUAUAUAAAGAGCGGCACCAAGGGCUUCUGCAGUUAUGGCUUCCUUUUCAGAGUGCUGCUCUGGCUGUAACAAAUUUAUACAAAGAUAGCAUUGACAGGAUGCAGCAUUGUUUAGAUAUUGGUCAGCAAUGUGGACGGUACAGCAGAACAAGAGACAUUGUUGCAUGGGUACGCAAAAAACAUAGACGUAUCCGCCGUGAAGAACUGUUAGGAUUUUUGUGUGGAAAAACCAUUCCUGGAAGAAGCCGCAUGAAUGGAGCGUCCGGACGGCAGUUCCUCUGUGGUGGAAUAGAACGAAACUUACCUCGUCAUGGCAUUAAUCAUGGUCAUGUGAAUCCAGGCAAUGGUGACAGGGAUUUGGAUGCAUUCAAAGAAGCUAUUGCACUUCAAGGUUUAAAUGGUGCAAUGUCAAACAUCAGCAUGGGGUUCCAUGGUCAUGGUGGGAGUGCACAGCAAGUUAAUGCUGUCAGCCGAGGCAACUUUGAAGAUUUAAACCACUUUAUCCAUGAAGAAUUUUCUCGUAACGAAGGAAGAAAACGUUCUAGUUCUUCACCAGACCUUGUGAUAGAUUCACCUUCAAGGAAACGUUCCCGCUUGCUUUGAUGAUUUAGUCUUUUAAAGUGUUUCAUAAACAUUCUUUUAGAAUCAAAAUGUUUGAUUGCUUAUUAUCAUAAGAUAAAGUAAGAUACUGCAGCAUGCUUACCGUUUCACAUAAAUAUGAAAAUUAUGUUUAUAAAUGCAGUUAAAUUAGUGCUUAGUGCUGAAAUUACUUGAAUAUUAUUUCAGAAUAUUCACCAUAGCUUCUGAUAUUUAAGUACAUGGUGCACUUUCACACUGCUAUGGAGUGCAAGUGAAAUUCUUUGUUUAGGAUCCAAACAUUUAACAUUAAUAGCAGCCAUAGAGUUUUUAAGUCUUUGAUCAUUCAUAAAAGUGUAUUUUAUUUUAAUUUUUUUUAAGUUAUUAACAAUUCCUCCGUCAGGCAAAAGAGUUUUUUUUUUUUUUUUUUUGGUUGGUAUGCUGUUGUUGUCAUUAACUACCCAUCAUAAAUGCCUUUAACAAUGCUUGAUGACCUUUUCAUUUGGCUAUAAAGUAUGGAGACAUGAAGUACAAAGAUUUUAACCACUUGUUUUUCCCUUUUGAAGUAAUGAUUGCCAAGACAGCUGUUGGAAGCAGUGAACCAAAAAGAAAACAAUGAUGAAGGAGAUCAUGUUUGAUACAAAGUAUUUAUUGCAUCAAAUCAACCCUUACAUUCAAACAUGCACAGCAAACAAAAAUUAUUAUACUUCUGACCAUCUCUUCGAUUGCCCCUUCCAACACGCACAGCAGAUGAAAAGAAAUGUGUGCAAUUGAUCCUAUUUUAUUAUAGAUUUUAAGUUUUGCAUUAACUGAAUUUUUACCAUGCCUAUUAAAAAAAAAAAAAACCAGAUACAAACUCCAAGAUAUACGAAUUUUGGCCGGAUGGAUGCCUGCUUUCAUGAGCACCUGUUUUUAGAAAACACAAUAACUUCCUAAAAUGUUCACUUCCAACAUAUUUAACUGAGAUAAAUAAAGUGGAGAAUCUGUAAGUAUUUGUGAAAAUUUAUUAAUUGUUACAAAAAAAUACUUGAACAUGUUCUAUUAAUUUGCUUUAAUGGUGGUGGUGGGCUUUGUGGCAUUAUGGUUGGAGAGGAAUGUCAUAAGUUAGGUCGAUGAUUAGAAACCUUCAUUUUUGCACCCAGAAUUGAUCGGUACCCACUCUUUUAAGGAAGGCAAAAGGCACUGGAAAGAGAACUUUGAGCUCCAACUUUAACAUGAUUUUGCCUGAAUAUAGUAAACCACCUGCAUUUCACUAACCCUGCAGCAUUUGAAACAAAUUUGAUGAUUACUAUGUCAAACAACUCACUGAAAUGAAAAUUGUAGCAAGCAUAUUAGACAUGAAAGGAAUGGAAUGUACUGUAUAGUUGUCCACAUCCUAGUAUGUGUAACAUUGCAAGUAGCCUUGAUGUUUGAAAAAUAUUUUUGAUAACAGUUUCAGUCAUAAACCCUUCAAGUAGGUGUUUUAAAUAUCUUAAUCACCUACCUAAGGGAUUCUUAAUCUUUUUUUAAGUAGAAGCAUGAUUCGUCUGCAUGUUUUGCAUAAAAACCUUCCUGUACUGACCUAUGUUUUUGUAAUCAAUGCUGGUGCUUGAGUAUGUUUCCAUAGAACAAUAUUUGUGAAAGUAAUCUGUGGAGAGAAAUAUUUUGGCAGUAAAGGAGUGCAAAGCAGAUGGAAAUAAUUUUAAAAUGAUGAAAGUAGGCAAGACAGAAUAGUGCAUUGGUGCUUAUUUUUUAAAGUCAUUUUUGAAAAGUAACUCAACAAUGUGGUGUCUGGUUUGUUGCAAAAGUAUAAAAUGGAAAUUGAAGCUGAUUGAGACAUUCUAGCAGAGCAAAUACUGAAAAAGGAUUAAACAAUUUGUGAGGUAGAGAUUAAGUGUUUUCUUUUCUUUACUUGAAAACACAUUUCUGAAAACUAAGAUCCAUCCAUUUUCACAGUUUAUAAAACGCACCCUUUGGUUUUGAUACACAGAACUGUGAACUAUGUGUAUUCACUUUUUCCAUGCCAGAGUUAGACAAGUUGGAUACGCAUCACAGAGCACAAAAGAAAAAAGUGUUAAAAUACAAAAUAAGCUUACAAAUCACAGUAAAAUAACAAUGAAGCAUGAAGUUACUUAUUUUUUUAAAUGUAAAUAAUAACAGAAUUGAGAAAACUGAUUUCAGUAGUGGCAUUUACACACCCCUUGCAGAACACACAGCUUUAAUAUUGUGUCUGCCAUUGGCCCAAAUGCAUAAAGCACUGUUGUUUUUAAUUGACUGAACCAGUGUUUUCAAGGUCAUUGAAGGAAUGCCACCCAUGCUGAAGAAAAAGGAACACCAGCCAGUACAGGUGUCAGCCAGUACAGGUGCCAGCAAGUGUUCGAGAUUUUGCUCUUGUACAUCCAGCACCCCAUAUGUGUCCUCUAGCCGAAUCUCAAAGCAGUAUGUCAGCGCACAAACAAAGCCACCAGUGCAGUAGAGUGAAAGCCUAGACAUGGUAUACUCUAUACCAGGGGUGGGCAAUUAAUUUUCCCAAGGGGCCGGAUGAGAAACUGGAAUGGUUCUAGAGGGCCGGAUGAGAAACUGGAAUGGUUCUAGAGGGCCGGACUAAUAUAGUUAGCUCAGUUUUACCCAAUACUGUAUAUAUAGUAUAUUUACUGGUGGGCGGCCAGCGGGCGGGCCGGUCAGAGACAGGAGGCGGGCCGGCGUUUGCCCAGGUCUGCUCUAUACUGAGUGUGUGAUAAGGCUUGAGCUCACUGGUUGCAUUACCAGUAUUCACCAUCUUGCUCAUCUGAACUUGCAGCAUCUGCUCUUGCUAUUACAGACUGUUGUUUCAGGCAUUGUUGAUUAAAAUAUUAAAUAUUUUUUCUGAUUAAGUCAGUGGGUUGUGUCAUGGUGUAUUGGAUGUACUGUAUCUGAAUUUUAUUUGUUUUUCACCAAAAUGUGAAAUAUGUGAUAGGAAUUAGCUUCACUCAGGCACAAGAAAGAAAUUGAAAGCCCCACGCAUCCAAUGUCUGGUUCAGUUUCAUCAUGUGUUCAUUAAAUGGAAUUUGGCUUUCUCAUUUUAUCAUUGAUAACAUGAGAAAAUACAGUUAAAAGAACUAAAAUAAUUUGACAAUUUAAUAGCUAGAUUUAGUUACAACCAGUUUACAGUGUGCAAACACUGAAAAUGUUACCUUAAAGAUGUUAUCAUUGUCGGCGUAAUGUAAAUGUUGAGUGUAUGCACUCAGUAGACAUGGUUCAUUAGUACUUCACAUUGUAAAAUAUUAAAUGAAUCAGCAUUUUACAGACAUAAUCAUUAAACUAUUAAAUAUGCAUUUCCAUCAGUGAAGAUUCAUUUCUUUUUGUUUUCGCAUGUGCAAGUUAUUUCUGUACAGCAUGUGCUUAUUUACAUCAUAUAUCUUGUGUUCGUUGCUUAAAACAUGCUUUGCCUACACAGUCUUUAUUAAGUCAUUAAUGAGCCUACCAUUAUUGAUAAUUGAGCAGAACUUUGAUGAGGCAUUUUUAUGGUCUCCUUCCCUGUUAUUGCUGUGUUUAAUGUACUUAAGUGAUGUAGAGGAGUUUUAUUAGAUGCUUCUGCAACACAUCUUACUAAGGAAAAUAUGUAAUUAGUAAAUGGUUCAAACAUAUAGUCAUGAAAGAUGCUGGAUAAGAGUGGCCUACCUAGUCAAGCAUCAAUAAAUAAUUUUCUUUCCCCUUUCA